AUGUCGAUGCAAAAUUUGCUUGAAAAAUCUAACUCCAGUCGUGAUGUCUACGAAUGUAUGGGAGAAACAUACUGGUUGCCGCCAAAAGAAUUGGAAGAAGAGUAUUAAGCUCAAGGGCACUGAGAAGCCUCUCUUUAAACUUCUUGAAGAGAUACCUGAAGGAACUGGCAUAUCUUCUAUUGCAAGUGAAAUUCAGCAGGUUUCUUCUGUUGAUACAUCUGACCAGCCAGCUGCUGAAACAUCUGACCAGCCAGCUGCUGAAACAUCCUACCAGCAAGCUGCUGAAACAUCUGAGCUAGCUGCUGUUACAUCUGAUCAGACAUCUGCAAGCCUCUCUUAUGCGAUGUCGGGAAACAAGCAGUCGCAAAAAUCAAAAGUCUGCAUCUUACAUGAUUAUGAUAGGAUGAAGUCCCAUCAGGAUAAGGACACUGAUCAUAAAUAUGAAAAGGCAUCUAGGAUUUCUGAAAUAAUGAAUACAUUGAAUCAAGAUGGUGUUCUUGACAGAACUGAGAGGGAACCGUUUGAUAGUGCUGAUCGUGAGAUAAUUCUGGCUAUCCAUGAUCCUGAGCAGUUGGAUUAUGUUGAUGAUUUGCCAUUGACAGAUGAGGAGCAGGACGCAAAUUUUUCUAAAGUGGCUGGAGUUAGUGUAUUCUCUUCUGAAGGAACUACCGAAGCUAUUUACAGUGCAGCUGGGGCCGUGAUAAGGGGUUCCGACCUUGUGGUUGAAGAGUAUUAUGAGACUGCUUUUGCAAUAAUCAGACCUCCAGGGCAUCAUGCUUAUAAGAUUUCUGAAGGUUUCUGCUUUUUGAACAACGUUGGUAUAGCUAUUCAACAUGUUGUUGACCACCAUUUGAGAUAUUACAUUGUGCUCUUUAUUUUUCAGAAUUAUUAUUCCUCCACGAAUCGUUGUACUUCUUUUUAACAAGCCUAAAGAUCGUUGUAUUGAAUUUGUACAUUUAGUUACGAGACCUACCUUUGGGUAAAAUAUCCAGUGCUACGGUUCAUGAGAUGAUACCAUGCUCCAAGACCAUGUGGUGAGUCAGAUCUGCAUGAAAUGGACAGGAUCAUUUCACUAGUCUAUUUACAUA
Molecule: messenger RNA, 1088 nt
Organism: Triticum aestivum (bread wheat)
Lineage: Eukaryota; Viridiplantae; Streptophyta; Magnoliopsida; Poales; Poaceae
Product: histone deacetylase 5
Exons: 5
Coding region: 44-922 (292 amino acids)
Biological process (GO): epigenetic regulation of gene expression
Cellular component (GO): cytoplasm; histone deacetylase complex
Molecular function (GO): histone deacetylase activity
Source: RefSeq, a predicted model, not a curated record